Molecule: messenger RNA, 2153 nt
Organism: Parasteatoda tepidariorum (common house spider)
Lineage: Eukaryota; Metazoa; Arthropoda; Arachnida; Araneae; Theridiidae
Source: RefSeq, a predicted model, not a curated record
GUUUUGUAAAGCAUCCCUCCGCAUCUUUUACGCAAGCGCAGUCUUCUUUCUUGCUGCUCUUUGCAUCUCUUCAUCUUCAUGUCCGAUACAUCUCCAAUUUCAUCCUAGAUUAAGUGUGAAAAUUGUAAAAUUUAUCAUAUUGGUGGUUGAAUAAACAAUUAAUCAUGGAUCCGGAGGCCUUUUUAGAAAUAGCUAAUCAAGUAUCGAAACUUAAUAUGUUUCCUUAUUUUGAAGCUGCCCACUGUUUGAUAACGUGUAUGUAUGUAAAAGAAGAUCUAUCUUCAGGAGCACAUCUUUUCUCUCGUAAACAUCCGUUAGCGUGUUGGGUUUCUUGUAUGCUUUCCAUAUUUGGAGGUUAUAUUUUAGCUAGUUUUCUCUUAGGUGAACCAAUUCUUGCAUGCUUAAAAAACUCCAAUUCCCUUCUACUUGCCACUGGAUCAUGGUACAUCAUAUUCUACACUCCGUUCGAUUUUGGGUACAAAGUUUUUAAGUUUUUGCCUGUGAAAAUAAUAUUAGCUGUGAUGAAAGAAAUAAUUCGGUGUAAAAAGGUUCAUGAUGGUGUUGUUCAUGCAGCAAAGAUUUAUCCUAAUGGCUACCUAAUCAUGAUUAUAAUUGGUACCAUCAAAGGUAAUGGCUCUGCUUUUUUGAAAAUUAUCGAACGACUUCUCAGGGGUGUCUGGACUCCAUCAGCUGUGGAACUUAUGCAGUUAAGCUUUCCCACCAAAGCCUGUAUUGCUGCUUCUAUAAUUUUUGUUCUGGACAAAAAGACUGACAUCAUAUCUGCUCCCCACGCUCUGGUCUACUUUGGCCUUGUUAUAUUCUUUGCCUACUUCAAGCUGUCGUCUAUGCUGCUGGGGAUCCACGAUCCUUUUGUACCAUUUGAGAAUCUCUUUUGUGCUUUGUUUCUGGGAGGCAUCUGGGACACACUUGCACGAUUGCUCACUCCUGCCACCAAGGGAGAUCAGACAUCUGUAAAGCCAGAACCAGCUAAGACAGAAUCUGCCAAAAAGAAAGAAUAGCAUCCAUGUCAAAGAGGCAUUUUGAAACAUUUCUUGACAUGGCUCUUCAAGUUAACUCAUUUUCUUAAUCGCGAAACCUUUCGUGGUUUCCCUUUGUUUGACAAACAGUUUAAAAUGCUGGCAAGAAACAAACAGGAUGAACUCUUUAAAUCUCAAAUGAUUUUUGUAGCUUCAUAGACGUCCAAUGAAAUGUAAAUUGGUGAUAACCAUAUAUUUUACUCUAACUUAUGGAUUUUUACAAUCUGCUCAUUUUUAAUGUUGUGCGUUUAAUACUUAUAUUUAUUUUUAGCCAGUUAUAAUGUUUUAUAAAUUUAUAGAACUUUUCUUUAGCCUGGACAACAUAGGAAUCUAGUCAUGUGAAAUUUGUAUAAUUUUAUAUUAAUACAAUUACUACUAAAUAAUUUGUCUCAAAAUAAUGGAAAAGUCCUCAAAGUUGUUGAUCAAUUAAAAUUUUUUUUAUACAGUCAAUUCUUUAGGCUAUAAAAAUUUGUGUGUUUCCUUUUGGUUUCAGAGAUAUAAAUUAUAGAAAAUUUAGGAAUGAAGUGUUGUAAAGAGUUCUAAUUUAGAAAAUAAAUUAUUAACUUAAGUAUUAUCUCUUAGUUUUAACCUUUUGAAAUGCACUUGUAAAAUAUCUGAUUAAUGUUACAACAACUUGUUACAUUUCAGAAAAAAUUGAAACUUUUGGUUGUGUUCAAAGUAAAAAAUGUUACAUAUAAAAGUUAUAAUUUUGAACUUAAUAGUUGCUGCAAAAUGCAAAAUAAAUUGCAUAUGAAUUUUUACAUAUAAAUAUGUCUGUAAAAAAAUAGUCUGAUUAACGAGUAGCAGUUGUAAAACUUUUUUCUCAAUUCCAUUAACCAUAAAAAAAAAAUGCAUAUAAAAAUAUUAUUUGAGUAUUAUUUAUUUUUAUUCAAUGUAAAAUCAUUUCGAAGUACUUAUAAAUCAGUAUGAUAAGUUUAUAUAUAUAUAUAUAUAAAGAAUAUCUAUCUAUAUAUAUAUGAAGAUAUAUAUAUAUCAACUUAUUACUGAAUUUUUUGUUUUGCAUUGCAUUGCAUAUCAUUUUGGAUUGUUUGAUCGUGCAUUUUAAUUGAAAAAUUUUACAUUUAUUUGUAAAAAGUUUAAAAUUUUUUGAUGAAG